AUGGCAAAUUGUUACUACGGGAAAAGCGACAUAGAAUGUCUUCAAAUUGAUCAAUUGCUGAACCUCAUUUCGGAUUAUCUCGACAUAUCGGGGAAAGUUUUCCUCGAAGCAGAUAAAGAUAAGAAGGCGGAGCUGCUGAAAAGCUGUAAGGGACCAGACACACAACGUUACUUCGGGUACUUUGAGAGGCUUCUCAAACAGAACGGCACCAGCUUCUUCGUCGGAAAGGAGCUUACCCUGGCUGAUAUCGCAGUGUUUGACCUCGUCACUGGAUGGAUGAAGAACUUCAUGGGCCCAAUAGACAACUUCCCGUUGGCCAACGCUUUAGUGAGCAAAGUCGCGGCCAAUGACAAGAUCAAAGCGUACGUGGCAAAAAGGAAAGUAACUGAAGGCUGAGAGGGGAAGAUACUGGAC
Molecule: messenger RNA, 414 nt
Organism: Aplysia californica (California sea hare)
Lineage: Eukaryota; Metazoa; Mollusca; Gastropoda; Aplysiida; Aplysiidae
Product: glutathione S-transferase-like
Exons: 4
Coding region: 1-396 (131 amino acids)
Biological process (GO): glutathione metabolic process
Molecular function (GO): glutathione transferase activity
Source: RefSeq, a predicted model, not a curated record